ACACUACAAUACGCGCAAUAGGCGCACACAGUAUGAAUGCCACCAUCUGUUCAAACGGACUGCAUUCCGUUUAUCCGCUUGGGAGUGGUACUUCAUAGAAAUUUAUGUUGGCCCUCGCAGGUGGUGCCUUCGGAGACAGCUCCGAAGGUGAAUGAAGGCUUGAUCGCGCCUUACUGCCUUAACUGCAACUACAUGGUCCAAGCUUUCAUAUGUCCCGCACGUUCAAUGAUCAUUGCUUGAGCAUUACUCCGGAAGGACUGUUACUUUACCGCACUCCAAGCAAGUAAGGAACUCCGAAGGACGCCUCCACCAUGGCGGGCAAAGAAGCAACGGCAAACCCGCUCGUCAUCACCGGCAAGGCACUCGACACUUCGCUCUCAGUCCAACUGCAUCCCCUCGUGCUCCUCACCAUCUCCGACUAUAUCACCCGCCACACACUGCGUGAACAGCAAGGCCCGAUCAUCGGUGCAAUCAUUGGCCAACAAAGUGGGCGGCAAUACACACUCGAGCAUGCCUUCGAGUGCAAGCUACAGGAAGUCAGCGGGAAUGUCCUGCUGGACGGCGAAUGGUUCAAGGACAGGCUGGAGUCAUAUAAGGAGGUGCACAAAGCGCCGGCACUCGAUCUCGUAGCCAUGUUCACGCUUGGUCCGGUAGCAGGUCCGCAAGACGUCCAUUUGCCGCUGUUGAAGCAGGUUGCGGAGAUCAAUGGCAGCGACAGCAUGAUGCUUUUGCUCUUCCACGCGGAGCUGGUGGAUCAGUUACAGGGCGGCAAGUUGCCAAUCAGUCUGUAUGAGUCGGUGACGGAAGGCGAGCAAUCACAGGUUAAGUUCCGGGAGCUGAGCUUCGAGGUGGAGACGGGCGAGGCGGAGAUGAUUGGCGUGGAUACGGUGGCCAAGGCAGGUGCUACUGCUUCGGCGGUGACGAAGGUUGAGCCGGUGCCGGCAGCAGAGUCCAGCAAGAAGGAGAAGGUCAAGGGGAAAGGCAAGGCUAAGGAGAAGGACGAGGAGGCUGCCAGUGAGAGCGUGUUGUCACCGGAAGACGACGAGCUCAUCGCAUCGCUCACUGCCAAAGUGAACGCCAUCAGGAUGCUCAACCAGCGCAUCAACCUCAUCCGCUCAUACCUGGAGACGCUACCGUCAAGCUACCUCACAGACGCUUCCUCGAGCCAACCGCCACCCGACACCACUAACCACGUCCUACUCCGCAGCGUAAACUCCAUGCUCUCACGGAUCCCACUCCUCGCACCACCAGCACCCGUACUUGCACCCCCAACCGUAAACGGCUGGACAACCGAGGCAAUAACAGCCCCCGAUCCAUCAACAACGCUACAAUCGGCCGGUAUCAAAGAGCGCCAAGACGUCCACCUCACGGCACUGCUCGCAGCACUCUCACGUUCCGUGGCCGAGGCGCAGAGUAUGGGCAGCAAAUUCCACAUCGUUUCUCGCGACCGCGAAAGCAAGAACCGGAACACCUCGUUCGGCGUGAGGGGCGGGAGAGGCGGGUUCGGUGGUCUCGGUGGGGAGGAUAGCUUGUUGAGCGAGAACGGCGGGUUUUAGAAUGGCCUGUCGCGGUACACUUGACGUGACUUCACCUUUAGCGGGCAUAGCGAACGGCGUAUGGGGAAUGAUAAUGGAUGGAUGAGGCUAAGCGGUGCAUGGGUGGCGUCCAAGUGGGCCGCACGUGCACGGAAUGAUGAAUGAUGCAAUAUCUGUAUACGCCGGGAUGC
Messenger RNA from Baudoinia panamericana UAMH 10762, 1726 nucleotides. RefSeq lists its product as uncharacterized. NCBI's taxonomy places the organism in Eukaryota, Fungi, Ascomycota, Dothideomycetes, Mycosphaerellales, Teratosphaeriaceae. The record is from RefSeq and is a predicted model, not a curated record. The coding region runs from base 312 to 1556 and encodes 414 amino acids. Gene Ontology annotation, cellular component: COP9 signalosome. The transcript has a single exon. Gene Ontology annotation, biological process: protein deneddylation.